ACAGCCCUUCGCCCUCGUCUGUUCCUUCAACAUUUCUCUUCCCUUUUGCUGUGUACUGGGAGCUUGUCCCUGAAAGACUGAAAACGCAGCGUUUGAUUCCCUAAUCGCCGUGAUUUUUCCUUCCUCCAAGGAAAUGCAAGAAAGGAAGUUGACUUGAGUGGUAGAAAUAACACGAGGAAAAUGCAGAGGUUAUCUUCAAGAACAGCUGCUUUCUGCUACAAAACCCCUAUUUUUUCAUUUUCCUCCAAACUAAACACUCCCUUCCACCUGAUCUGCAUUGAAACAUAUGUUUCAGGUCCUCACAACCUCGACCCCCAUCUCAAACCCACUCAUUCUCAAAUGGGUUAUUCCCAAAACACAGAUCAAGUCCAUCCAAAUCACAGACUCUCGAAUUUUGGUGAUAAAAACUGCACAAUCAGUGAAAGAAGAGGAGGAUUUGGACUUGUACGCCUGGAAAGCAAUCGAGAAAACUGUACUUAUGAUCAGAAUUAUGAUGAAUUUUCAGCUGAUGUCGAAAAGGUCUAUAGAAUUCUAAGGAAAUUCCACUCUAGGGUUCCAAAACUGGAACUGGCUUUGCAAGAAUCCGGCGUCGCCGUGAGGUCGGGGUUAACCGAACGGGUUUUGAAUCGCUGUGGCGAUGCCGGAAAUUUGGGUUAUAGGUUCUUCGUGUGGGCAUCAAAGCAACCGGGCUAUAGACAUAGUUAUGAAGUGUACAAAGCAAUGAUCAAGAUUUUGGGGAAAAUGAGGCAAUUUGGCGCUGUUUGGGCAUUAAUUGAGGAAAUGAGGCGGGAAAAUCCCCAGUUUGUAUCGCCCUAUGUGUUUGUUGUGUUGAUGAGGAGAUUUGCGUCCGCAAGAAUGGUAAAAAAGGCAAUUGAAGUCUUGGAUGAGAUGCCAAAGUAUGGUUGUGAACCUGACGAGCAUGUUUUUGGGUGUUUGUUGGAUGCAUUAUGCAAGAAUGGGAGUGUUAAGGAAGCUGCUUCAUUGUUUGAGGAUAUGAGAAUUCGUUUUACGCCAACUCUUAAGCAUUUUACUUCAUUGCUGUACGGGUGGUGUAGGGAAGGGAAGCUUAUGGAGGCAAAAUAUGUAUUAGUACAGAUCAGGGAAGCGGGUUUUGAACCAGACAUUGUGGUUUAUAACAAUCUGCUUACUGGGUAUGCUGCAGCUGGGAAAAUGGUGGAUGCUUAUGAUCUUUUGAAAGAGAUGAGGAGGAAGGAAUGUGAGCCAAAUGUGAUGUCAUUUACGACUUUGAUUCAGGCCCUCUGUGCAAAGAAAAAAAUGGAGGAGGCAAUGAGGGUUUUCUUUGAGAUGCAGAGUUGUGGCUGCCCAGCGGAUGCUGUGACAUACACUACCUUGAUAAGUGGAUUUUGCAAGUGGGGAAAGAUUAGUAAGGGUUAUGAGCUUUUGGAUAAUAUGAUACAACAAGGCCAUAUCCCUAAUCCAAUGACUUAUUUGCAUAUCAUGGCAGCCCAUGAGAAAAAGGAAGAGUUGGAAGAGUGCAUAGAACUCAUGGAGGAGAUGAGAAAAAUUGGUUGCACUCCUGAUCUCAAUAUUUACAACAUAGUGAUCCGGUUGGCAUGCAAGCUGGGUGAGAUUAAAGAAGGCGUUCGAGUUUGGAAUGAAAUGGAAGCAACUGGACUGAGUCCGGGCCUUGACACCUUUGUCAUUAUGAUUCAUGGAUUCCUCAGCCAACGUUGUCUGGUUGAAGCUUGUGAAUUCUUCAAAGAAAUGGUUGGGAGAGGUCUUCUGUCUGCUCCUCAAUAUGGCACCUUGAAGGAGCUAUUGAAUUCUUUAUUAAGAGCUGAGAAGCUUGAAAUGAGUAAAGAUGUUUGGAGUUGCAUCAUGACAAAAGGAUGUGAUCUCAAUGUGUAUGCAUGGACAAUCUGGAUUCAUGCACUUUUCUCAAAUGGGCAUGUGAAAGAGGCUUGUUCAUACUGUUUGGACAUGAUGGAUGCAGGGGUAAUGCCACAGCCUGACACUUUUGCCAAGCUCAUGAGGGGUCUGAGGAAACUGUAUAACAGACAAAUUGCUGCUGAGAUCACAGAAAAAGUGAGGAAGAUGGCUGCAGAGAGAGAAAUGACCUUCAAGAUGUAUAAAAGGCGAGGUGAGAGGAACUUGAAAGAAAAAAUUAAGGAGGCAAAGGAUGGGAGGAAGAGGAGGGCUCGCAGACGCCGGUGGGGUGGGGGGCAUGGUAGAGCUAACAUUUUGUAGUUUGAAUGGGAGGGAUUCUGUGAAGUAAAGAAAGUUUCAACUGCAGAUUGCAUGAAGGGGACUGAUGCCCAGCUUAUACUUGGACAUACAAUUUUCAUGGCUGGGAAAACACAGAGUCUUUUAUCCCAUGGAAAUCUUUCAUUCAGAUGUGUUUGGGAUGAACAUCAUGAUACAUACCUUAUUGAGAAGGAAAUCUCUGCUCAUGGAUUUGGACAAAUGAAUGUUUUAGUGGGAGGACAUUUUGGUUAAUGCUCAAGCUUCAUCUAUCUAUUAUGACAAGUACUUUGCACAAAUAUCUCAGGUUCUCCUCCUAGUGUGCACACCUAAAAAUCAAAAGGAAGUGCUUAUGGAAUAUAAACCAUCAAUACACUAAUUAGUAACAACUAACAACUUAAUUUGUGUAUAAAGAAGUUAACUACUUGUAAUUGCCAAGCAAAGAGAAUUUGUGCAAGAAGGAUUAGGUCCUGUGAAGAUACUCUAUUUGCAUGAUUCCUUUUGCAGUUGCUUGUGCCAUCCCAAGGUGAGGUUGCUCUCCCAAUUUGUCAAAUAUUAACACAGUACCUAUGAUCAAUGAUCAAAUUAGUGUUAUUUUUGUAUCAAGUUAUUUAUGAUUAUGUGGUGUUCACCCGAAGCAUCCUUUUUUGCUGUCGAUUAGGUAUACAUAUACCCUUAUGAUUUGUUGUUGUUCCCGGUACCACUUUUCUUGUGCAAAUUAUGGACAUAUUGUUUAGCAGGUUGUUUGUCCAUUUUGCCUUAUCCAGUAAGUUGACUUGUACAUAAACAAAAGACAUCUUCUAUUUUUAAGAUAGCUGACUGUUCAAAAACUGUCAUGGAUGGUUGGUUGUCCAACUUUCAUUGGGAUUUUUGAACAAAAGUGUAUAGGAAAUGUGCAUAGAAGUUACAGCCUUUAUUUUAGUUAUCUCAUCAUUGUUCUCUCUUAUAUGCUUGGAGAAGUACAUCUAUGGUGCCUACAAAUGAAUGGCUUUAAAUGGAUAAAAUAGUUAUCUGACCUAUUCAUUUUUAUGUUUUUCCUUUUGGUUCUGUUGGUUUUCCAUACUUGUUUCUGGAGCAAACACUUAAAAGAAAAAAAUGCUCUAGUGUGGUGAGAGAAUUUGUGUAUGAUUCUCUGCAAACAGGAGAAUAACUCAGAAAGUGCUUCUCUUUUCCAGGGUGCGUUGGGUCUAAUUUUCCCCAUCUUAAAGGCAUAAGAUAGGAAAUCUUCCUGUAACUGUCCCAGCAUAUCAUAGAGUUCCUUAUGUUGAUUGAUUUGCUGAAAAGUCACAAAAAUAAAAAGGAGAAAGGAGCUAUCAAUUUUUCGCUGUCAAGAUGAACUAGUCUCUGUCCACAACCACUUUCCCUUGCCAAAAGUGAAAGGGAGGCUUUAUGACUAUUGCUUAUGUGAAGAGACCAUAUGGAAUUUAUUCUAUUCUUUUGGGUGGUUCAGAUGGAUUCAAGUGUAUCAAUAGCAUUUCUACUUGUUGCUGGAAUGUUUUUCUCUGUGUUUGUUGGAAUAUAAAUCUAGAAUAAGAAAUUUCUCGUUCA
This is a messenger RNA of Vitis vinifera (wine grape), 3750 nucleotides long. Its product is annotated as putative pentatricopeptide repeat-containing protein At5g65820. The transcript has 2 exons. The record is from RefSeq and is a predicted model, not a curated record. NCBI's taxonomy places the organism in Eukaryota, Viridiplantae, Streptophyta, Magnoliopsida, Vitales, Vitaceae. Gene Ontology annotation, molecular function: protein binding. The coding region runs from base 181 to 2208 and encodes 675 amino acids.